AUGAGAGACGCGUCGUCGAUCACAAAAGCACCGCCGCCCGACUUGCUGCCGCCAGGUGAAAGGCCUCUGUCUUGGCAGCCACCUUUUCAGUCGAGUUCGCCAGCACCAGAUGGACCACAGCAGCAGGAAAGUAGCAGCCGUCCACCUUUUGCUUUUGAGCCGAAUCCUAGCUUUUUCCCGAAUCCACCCCAGUCCAGUCCACAGCAGACUCCCGGCCCAGCAUUUGUGAUAGAACCUCUUGCACCUGGUGCUGCUAACGAUCACAGACUGGCGUCUCUAGCUCCACAGGCGUCCGACCUGUCGUCGCUUGCGCCGUCGUCUUUUGAUUUUAUAGCACCCGCUCCGCCGACGUCUUCUCUCAGACCGCCGCCAUCUUCGACUGGACGCAGAGAAUACGAAGGGGUCUUCAGCGUGGAUGACUUUGGAGCCAUUGGGAACGGCAUCGCAAACGACACCCAGGUACGUACACGAUGCUCAUUUUUCUGUUUCAUUCACGAAGCAGGGCCGUGGUUAGUGCAGUCCUUUAUCAGCACCUGGCAGCGGGCAUGCCGGCAAAGGAAAAACAAAAGCUCUAUGAUGCUGGUGCCAAGUGGGCAAGUUUACCUCGUGUAUCCAGUCACGCUAAAAGGUCCAUGCCAAAACAACUUCACUUUACAGAUAGAUGGGAGCGUCAUAGCACCUGAUAACCGGAAUCUGUGGAAAGGCUUCGACAUCCAGACAUGGAUUCUCAUAAAAAGAGUCACGAACUUUAGACUGGUUGGAACGGGUACAAUUGACGGGAAAGGCCAAAACUGGUGGAUGCAGUCCUGCAAGCGCAACGUUAACGAAGCACUUACUUUCAGACAUUGCCAGCACGUUGAAGUGGACGGGCUGACAAUCACCAACAGCCAGCAAAUGCAUCUUGAUCUUUCAUCUUGCUCGAAUGCAGUUUUGAGGCACUUGACGGUUUCUUCGCCAGAAGACAGUCCCAACACGGAUGGGAUACACCUCGAACGUUCGGAAUCGGUGUCAAUAGUCCAAACCACCAUUUCCACAGGUGACGACUGCAUAUCCAUUGGCCCCGGCACAUCACACGUCGUAAUAGAGGAUGUCUCCUGCGGCCCUGGCCAUGGAAUCAGCAUCGGAAGCUUAGGGAAGAAAAGGCAAAGUUUCGACCGCGUCUCGCAUGUAAAAGUCCGAAACGCUUUCCUAAGAGAUACACAGAAUGGCCUGAGGAUCAAAACAUGGGAGGGUGGACGAGGAUGGGCACACGACUUCGUCUUCGAACACAUUACCAUGCUGCGUGUAAAAAACCCAAUCCUUAUUGAUCAAUAUUACUGCGACCACGAACACUCUGGAACCUGCACACCAAAGCGGAAACAGGAGUAG
Selaginella moellendorffii is the source of this 1368-nucleotide messenger RNA. Its product is annotated as probable polygalacturonase At1g80170. Lineage: Eukaryota; Viridiplantae; Streptophyta; Lycopodiopsida; Selaginellales; Selaginellaceae. The record is from RefSeq and is a predicted model, not a curated record. Gene Ontology annotation, molecular function: polygalacturonase activity. The transcript has 7 exons. Bases 1 to 1368 code for a protein of 455 amino acids. Gene Ontology annotation, biological process: carbohydrate metabolic process.